This is a messenger RNA of Paramecium tetraurelia, 684 nucleotides long. RefSeq lists its product as uncharacterized. The transcript is spliced from 2 exons. The record is from RefSeq and is a predicted model, not a curated record. Lineage: Eukaryota; Ciliophora; Oligohymenophorea; Peniculida; Parameciidae.
AUGAACAAUUUAGUUGGAAGUAUUCAGAAGUAUAAAGUUUCAUAAAUGCAUUCAGAUCUUCCUUUCAUUCAGAAUAGAAAACAAAUUAGAGCUAUUUCUCUGCAAUAAAUCUUUGAUAAAGUGAAAUAAAAUUGCCAAUAAGUUGAGACAAAUAUCAAUAAUAACAAUAAUAUCGAUUAAAUUCAUACAAUUUCAUAAAAGAAUUUGAACUAUGACAUUCAUCCGUAAACUGAAAGAUAGGAUACUAAAUUAAGAUCUCAAUCAUUAACAAAUCGAUUAUAACGAUAAAAAGAUAGUGAAACAAUGCUUACUUAAAUGGAUUCAAAGAAAACAGCUAUUACUAAAUAAAUCACACAUGUCACAAGUAAUUCGGAAUCAAAACCCCCAAAAUAAGGAUUACAUCUAAAAAAAAUUGAAAUUAAUAAAUAGUUCAAUAAUGAAGUGAUAAAUUCUUUAUUGCAGAUGAAACUAAAUAAACAAUCUGAAAGUGAUUAAAAAUUUAAUAAUUUAAUACAGUCAACAAAUAAUUUAUUAAGCCAAGUAAGUGAAAGACCCAAUAUUAAUAAAAUACGCUAAGCAAAAAAGAAUGAUUUAGAUAAAAUCGGACAUGAUGGUUAAUUGCUAAGCUUUAAGUAAUUUGCCAAAUUACAAGGAUUUAAAUUACCUUCAUUUUUGCAAAUGUGA